AGCGGGCGGGAGAGGAGCCGGGAGCGCGGCAGCACGGCUCUGGCCGGCCCUGCGAGGAGGCGAUCGCAGGGGAGGAGGAGGAGCAGGAGGAGGAGGGCUGCAGAGGCGGAGGGAUCUUCUCACCAGAGCCAGCCAGGCCAGCAAGUUUGGCUGGGGGUUGGACUUUCCUUCCCGGAGGCGGCACCCAAACAGCUACCCCGUGCGGAAACCCAAACUUUCUACUGCCACUCCGAGUCUCGCGGCCGCCGCCUCCGCCCCGCGCGCCCGGGGCCUGCCCGUCAAUUCGUCGGUCCUCGUGGAGCUGCUCGGGCGCCGUAGUGCUCCUGAUCCCCGCAGCUGCAGCGCCGCGGCCCCGGCCCAGAAGCCGGGGCAAGUUCUCCAGAGUUAGACGCGAAGUUUCGGGCGCGGCGCGGGCCGAGCUGCCCCUGUGCGCCCCCGGCGUCCCCAGUGCGCCCAGUCCCGCCGGGGGCGCCGGUGACCCUCCCGUGCCAGCCAUGUCGUCCAUCCUGCCCUUCACCCCCCCGAUCGUGAAGCGCCUGCUGGGCUGGAAGAAGGGCGAGCAGAAUGGGCAGGAGGAGAAGUGGUGUGAGAAGGCGGUCAAGAGCUUGGUGAAGAAGCUCAAGAAGACCGGGCAGCUGGACGAGCUGGAGAAGGCCAUCACCACGCAGAACGUGAACACCAAGUGCAUUACCAUCCCCAGGUCACUGGAUGGCCGGCUGCAGGUGUCCCAUCGGAAGGGGCUCCCCCAUGUCAUCUACUGCCGCCUAUGGCGAUGGCCUGACCUGCACAGCCACCAUGAGUUACGGGCCAUGGAGCUGUGUGAGUUCGCCUUCAACAUGAAGAAGGAUGAAGUGUGCGUAAAUCCUUACCACUAUCAGAGAGUAGAGACACCAGUUCUACCUCCAGUGUUGGUACCACGCCACACCGAGAUCCCGGCUGAGUUCCCCCCGCUGGAUGACUACAGCCAUUCCAUCCCUGAGAACACUAACUUCCCCGCUGGCAUUGAGCCCCAAAGCAAUAUUCCAGAAACCCCACCCCCUGGCUACCUGAGUGAAGAUGGAGAAACUAGUGACCACCAGAUGAACCACAGCAUGGACGCAGGCUCUCCAAACCUAUCCCCGAAUCCGAUGUCCCCAGCACACAAUAACUUGGACCUACAGCCAGUGACCUACUGUGAGCCGGCCUUCUGGUGCUCCAUCUCCUACUAUGAGCUAAACCAGCGAGUUGGGGAGACAUUCCACGCCUCACAGCCAUCCAUGACAGUGGAUGGCUUCACUGAUCCCUCCAACUCUGAGCGCUUCUGCCUGGGCCUGCUGUCCAAUGUCAACCGGAAUGCAGCUGUGGAGCUCACGAGGCGGCACAUUGGGAGAGGUGUGCGGCUCUACUACAUUGGAGGGGAGGUCUUUGCAGAGUGCCUCAGUGACAGCGCGAUUUUUGUUCAGUCACCCAACUGCAACCAGCGCUAUGGCUGGCACCCUGCCACCGUCUGCAAGAUCCCCCCAGGCUGCAAUCUGAAGAUCUUCAACAACCAGGAAUUCGCUGCCCUCCUGGCUCAGUCGGUCAACCAGGGCUUUGAGGCCGUCUACCAGCUGACUCGCAUGUGCACCAUCCGAAUGAGCUUCGUCAAAGGCUGGGGCGCCGAGUACAGAAGACAGACAGUGACCAGUACUCCCUGUUGGAUCGAGCUGCACCUGAAUGGGCCCUUGCAGUGGCUAGACAAGGUCCUCACCCAGAUGGGCUCCCCCAGUAUCCGCUGUUCCAGUGUGUCUUAGAGAUACUGGGAGUGGAGGGAGUGGGUGGGGGAGGGUGGGCUUGGGGAAAAUGGCCUUGGAAGAGAACUCCAUCCAACUUGUUUUUGUCAAAGAAGACAACAAAUUUCUCUCAACUAAGGCACCAACCUGUUUCUGAAACCACAAAAAAAACAAACAAAAAAAAAAUUCCCAGGGAUGAUUUUAUGAACAGCUGUGUCUGCAUAUAUGUGCCCCAGUUUGAAGCCCAAAUCGUGGCUCCUGAUCUGGUGGCUUGAGCUAGCAGGUGGUGUGUCGCCAUCUGACUCCUGUUCAAUGUCAGAGAGCUGGGAUGUGACUGUCAAAGAGGGAAGUGCCUUUCUCAAGGGCUGGAGUGUACCUUUGGAAGAGCAUCCUGGCUUUCGGAAUCCGUGGAUAAAAACUACAAUGGAGCAUGCCCUGUGCCAUCACUUCCACACAGAGAGUGUGCCUGGUGAACCGGAUGGCCUACAGUGGCACUCUCCCCGCCCCCAGAAUGCAGAUUGGAACAUGCCAGUGGGUAAAGCUGGUGAGAGCCAUUUCUUCAUUGUCCUUUCUCCCUCGGAAGGACCUGCUGAAGCUCUGCGUGGAUGGGAUGUAUAGUUGUUGUUGUCACAGUGCUCUCAGAUACGGAUGUUGUCCAAGUGUUCCCAGAAAGCAGAGAGGGCAGUGGUGGAGCAUGGCCAAGCGAGGUGGCACCACACUGAAUGUGUCUCUGAAAGCUGGCACUGUAUUCGGAUGCAUAUGGUGUGCUGGUUUACGGAGCCAGUUGCAUUAAUGAAGUCACCUAGCACAGGCUCUUUGCAAUGUCUUCUGUUUUAUAAAGACAAUGCAGUGUGUGUACAUUGGCUGGAAGACCAGAGCGGACCCACCAACUGCUGCUUGCCCUGAGGUUUGGAAGCUGAGAUUUACAGAAGCCAAUUCACCAGAAGGUAAGACAUCCCCAGGCAAUCCGACAGGGGCAGAUGAAAAAGGGCUAUUACAAUUAUUUUACACCUUGGGAAAUUGCAGGCUUGGCACAGAGAGGCCUGUCACCUUCACUCUAGGAUGUAAGAUUCCCCAGCUUUGGUAAAGGACUGUCACCGAAAACUGCUGCAGUGAUAUUGUGCAGUGAGCACCGUUCCCAGUGGCAAUGACAGAGAAAAUGAGUAUAAAUUACUUCAACUGGAAAAAGAGUCCCUUUCCCUGCUUUUGUAGAACACAGCACACAGGAUCGCUACCUGCAAUUGGUACUUUCUUCUUGGCUGCUGCUUCUGUUGUGAAAUGACCAUCCACGUUUUCGUAUGGAUUUCCUGUGGAAGUCCUGUCUUGUUCCAGAAGGGAAGAAAGUGCUCCCUCCAAUGUGACCAAUCUUCUGAUGCUUCAGAGACUCUGGGGCACAUUCUGAUGUCUCUCCUGCAGACUCUUUUGGCCUCUGAAGCUCUGGGCAAGAUGUUUCCAGUAGGCACGCUGUUCCCCAAGCCUCCUUCAGACACCUCCUCCGCAGGCUGCUGCUACAGAACCCAAAGGCAGUCCUGAAUGCCUCCUCUCCUGAGAGGGCAUAGACAGUGGGUGUGAACACUGUGCCAGGCUUGAGAUGGUCUGUGGACUGCUGCUUCAGACACAGGAAGUCCUUGGAACUGCCUGCAUGUCACCCAAGCUCUGAGUCAGGCCCAGCACAAGGAUGUUCUGAUGGCUCCUACUGAAGCCAUAGGCGGUGGUUCAUGGGGACCUGUCUUGUCUACUUGCUGCCCAGUUCCCUAGGGGCUCCCAUCUCAUCCCCUAGGUGCCUGGCCAGAGAAGAGCUCCACGCAGCACGAAUGGUGCCAUCCAUAGCCUGCUCUGUAUCUGGAAAUGCACGGGAGCCUGCAGUGCUCAGCGGACGGCUACUCUGCUGCUCCUGGGAGGCACAAAGUUGAGAGUAUCUUUUUCUUUUUCUCUUCUUGCCAAACGUUACUUCCUUGGCCUCCUUGCUUUAUUGGCCAGUCGCUAUAGGAUGUACAAGGAAAUUCUAGGCAAGUACUCUUUGCAUCCUGGAAAAUAAAAGGCUUUGGAAUCUAGAAAAUGCCACUCCAUCGUGGAGAAUACAGGUCCUUUGGGUACGAGUAAUCUAAGUGUCCUCCCAAGUUAGCUUUCCAUCUUGUCUCGUACGGACAGCACUUCUACUUCUAAAGGACAGCUGGAAGUCAAGAGGAAAGCAGUGCAGCUGGCUGCUGUGGCCUUUGAAGUGUGGUUCCUUCAGGUGCCCUAACCGCAUGUGCUGUGCCAGCCUCGGGUUUCUGCUGACACUGACCCCAUGGCUGGCGCUGGGCAGAGAUCCUCUUCUUCAGCAGCCCAGGGAGCUAACUGUAUCCUGCUCCUCCAACUUCACUCGGUGCGUGUGCAGGUAGCCCAGCCGUGCGGAUUACAGGCCUGUGCCGGCAUGUCAUUGCAGCUGGCCACCUGCCAGGAGGCCUGUGGAAGACCUGGCAUCUCGAGAAAAGCCUGGAGUGCACAGCAGGGACUCUCUUAGGAAGAACAUAGGGAGGGCAAGGCUGCUGGCAGACUUCUCCACUGUCCUGAGAGUGUGCUGUAUUUAUUUUUACUGUCAGUGAUUCUUUGCCUACCCGUUAAUGUAUUGAAAUGAGCUGCGGUGCUUCAGGGUGCUGUGGCCUUGCUCUUCUCCUACUUGCUUCUCAGAGACGGGAUAUAUUCCAGGGCUUGAUGUCUUCACUCUGACCACAGAAAGGUUUUCUUUAAGUAGUGUGUGUGGUCACACAUGUGCCUGAGUUGUCUGGGGCAGAGGCAAAUAUCCGACUUCAUUCUUAGAAAAAAAUCAGAAAUGGCAGCUUGAGGCUAAGUCCCUGAGAGGCUGGAAAGGCGCCUGCACCAGGAGGGCCACAGCCACAGCGCUGCACUGUAUUUCUCACUGUGUGACUAAGUGGCUAGAUGUUUGUGCCUUUACAUUAGCCGGAGCCUGGUUGGAGCGCACUCGUAUUUCUCAUGAGUGGUCAGUGUUCCAAUCACUUGGCCUCUUUUCAGCAACUUCCCAAGUGGGCAGGAAGCCACACACCAGGAUGCGGGUCAAACAUGAAGGUGUGCAUUGCUGACAGGGUACUGGACGGAGAGGAACAUGUUGAUGCAUGGCUAUCACCUUCGAAACAGCCCCUGCAGCUGGCUUGUGUUAAGACAAAAGUGAUGUUUAGCAUUCUGCUGUCUGCAUAUUUAUGUAACAAGUCUUUAAAGCCAUUCAGAUGGAUAGGUAUUUAAUUUCUUAAAGACUGUUGUGAAGCUCUCCCCCCCAGGACAGCGACGGGCAGAGCUGGAACACAGCCAGCCCUGAACACGGAUGGAGGCUGCAAUGGCUUUUUUGGCUCCUGAUCCACAAACGUCAGACCAGACUGGGUCAACAAGUGAUGGCAUGCACGAACAGGCCGCUCUAGUCAAGCCCAGGCCCUCGAGAGCGAGCACGUCCUCUGCGCUGAAAACUUCACAUAGAAAUUGGAGCCAUCUUUAUCCCAGAAGCCUUUGCUGUUGCCAGGGCAGGUGGGCUGGUGUGGACUCUCGUGUGGGGAUGCCUGGAGGCUGAGAUCGCUGUCACUAUUCAGCCAUCCGGGCCUUUAGUAUCUUUGUAAAAAGCAUGUAUUUAUAGUGUUUUAGAUUUUUCUAACUUUUGUAUCUUACAGCAUUGUACCCCAAUGUUAAAGAGCCGUGUCCCCUCUUCUUAUAAGCGCCCUUCUAAUAAACUUUUCACUGUAAAGCUCCUGGGGCAGGAGAGUA
Microtus oregoni (creeping vole) is the source of this 5504-nucleotide messenger RNA. RefSeq names its product SMAD family member 3 (gene Smad3). Gene Ontology annotation, cellular component: heteromeric SMAD protein complex. Gene Ontology annotation, molecular function: DNA-binding transcription factor activity, RNA polymerase II-specific; I-SMAD binding; RNA polymerase II cis-regulatory region sequence-specific DNA binding. The transcript is spliced from 9 exons. Gene Ontology annotation, biological process: anatomical structure morphogenesis; regulation of transcription by RNA polymerase II; BMP signaling pathway. The coding region runs from base 495 to 1772 and encodes 425 amino acids. The record is from RefSeq and is a predicted model, not a curated record. NCBI's taxonomy places the organism in Eukaryota, Metazoa, Chordata, Mammalia, Rodentia, Cricetidae.